Messenger RNA from Chilo suppressalis (striped riceborer), 5529 nucleotides. NCBI's taxonomy places the organism in Eukaryota, Metazoa, Arthropoda, Insecta, Lepidoptera, Crambidae. The record is from the annotation of a GenBank genome assembly.
CAGAUGACAGUUUGUGAUUGAAAUUUGACAGACAAUAAAAUUGACAAACAAAUGAGAUAUCCAAAAUCUGAGUUACUGAAAUCAAGCUGAAAUCUAAUAAUAUUGUAAUGCUACAACUAUAAAAUUAAGUAUUUCAGCCGAAUGGCAGCAGUUACUUCAUAAAUGUUCAGUUUAAUUUUACAUUAACUUUACAUACCUACUUUAAAAAUAAUUUAGAAUAAAUAGAAGAUUUGCGAUGGCCUCAACUGGAUCACCUUCAGGCUCUGCUUCUGGAGGAACAGGCAAUGAGUGUGAGGGCGAGGAGCCUGAAGACUCUUCUUCUCACCCUGAGGAGUUGCAAGAUGCAAGUGCUGCACUAGAGAACCUUAAUCUACAAGAUGAUAUACAGAAUCGUGAUUCUGAAGAUGAGCUUUCUCUAUUUCGUCAACAAUGGCAGCGUGAGUUGGAGGUGACACCCCCGCCUAAAAGGGAGCCCGACCCCGCGCCCGUACCUACUGAGCCCCUCUCAGAUGAGGAUCGGGCAAAGGAGCUGUUUCUGCGUGGUGUAGAAAUGGAGCGUGGCGGCAAGUUGUAUGAAGCCAUUCAGCAUUACAAGCGCGCUAUGCAGAUCUUGCCUGACGUCGAGAUCAGACUCUACGAGAGUACUGACCUACGCAGCGAAACACCGGAGGUAGAGUCCCAAUCGGAGGUAGUGGUGCGCGAGAACGCGGACCCAGACAGCGAGGACGAAGACGCGAUAGAAGGCGAGGAUCUGUGGACGCGGCUCCAACGCAUCACCGCCCGGAAGGGCGUGCUCUGCGAACCGGAGUACGCCACCAAGAGUGCGCACCUGUCGUGGCUACCGUAUGAGGUGGUGCUGGUGAUAUUACGCUGGGUGGUGAGCUCGGAGCUGGACGCGGCUUCAUUGGAGCGCGCGGCGACGGUUUGCCGCGGCUUGUAUGUUUGCGCGCGAGACACGGACUUGUGGCGAUCACUUUGUCUCAGAACGUGGGGCAUAGAAUGCGCCACUCCUCGUGCCAAUGGGUUCGCGUCGUGGCGACAGAUGUACAUAGAGAGGCCGCGGCUGCAGCUGAACGGAUGUUACAUCUCCAAGACUACGUACUUGCGACACGGCGAGAACUCGUUCCAGGACCAGUUCUACAGGCCAUGGUACCUCAUAGACUACUACCGGUACCUCAGGUUCUUCCCCGAGGGUCUGGUGUUGUCGUGGACGACGGCCGAGGAGCCCGCGACGUGUGUAGGUCACUUGAAGCAUCGAGCAGCCAGAACUGCCGGCAUUAUGCCCGGCCACUAUCGCUUAGUUGGAGACAAGGUUGUGAUCGUAAUUAAGAAGACUGGCAACGACAAGAAGCCGGCGCAGGCGUCCAACACCCGGUUCCGAGCGCGACGCAAAGAAUCGCACGACCAACACGAGCAAACCUUCCAUAUGGAAUUUCAACUGCGCAAUGUGCGCAGUAGACGCAACUUCCAGCUCGUAUGGCGACGGUACUCGGUCUGUUCUCGCCGCGAUCAAUGGACCCAGUUCGAACUAUCCCCGAACAAGUUCCCGCCAUUUGCUUUUAGCAGAGUUCGUGCUUAUACUGCUGAGAGUGCCGCGCCGCUUCUUUGUUCAUAUUAGGAGGUAAUAUUGACUGACAAAUGGUGCACCCAAUUCGUCGUAAUGUGAGUCUAUUUUUUAACCGUAAACCUUGCGAUUUUUUCUUUGGAAUUUGCACGAAAAAAGACAUUACAACAUAAUAUGAAAAAAAAAACUGGCUGACCAUAACAAGCAAAUUUUAAAGUUUUCUCUGCUUAUUUUUGGUUUUGUUAAUAUUUCUGUGUUACCGUCGAAAUGGGUAGUAAAUUUACUAACCAUACUCAAACAAUAGUUACUAUUUAUAGUAAUAGGGAUGAUGUUAUCAAAAAAUAUUGGACACGUAUUUUUUCUUUUUUCACAAAUAAUAUAAACAUUGCAAAGAUAUAUUGAUUUGAAAAGUCGCAUGACGUCACGUUUUGGUACACUUUUUACUUAAAAGUGACUUCACGAGCCCCUACUCCCAAACUUUGACGCGCUAUAACUUUGUCAUUUUUUGGUUGAUUGCCCAAAGAAAAAAUACGUGUCCAUUAUUUUUUGAUCAUCUAACUGACGGACUGAAUAGAAUUUCGUUUACUGUACCCCGUCAUCACCCCUAUUAUUGUUUAUUUUGGUAUGAAACGAAUAGCAUUAACGAAUGACGAUAACACACCACAAAUGGUGUGGGUUGUGUCAGUUCUUAUAUAGAAAAUCUUUUCUCUAUUAAUCUUAAACUUGUCUGCCAUUUUAGUUCUUACAAGAAUAAAAUUGUUCUCUUUAAUUGUUAGAAUUUAUUAUGGCUUAUAUGCUUUAAAUUGUGAUUCAACAGAAGACGUAUGCAAAUACAAAUAUGGGGUAAAGGGAACGUAUGCCUAUGAGAGAAUUUAGAAAUGGCUUGAAAUGAGUAAUUUUUUUUUUGCAGAUUUUAUUGAGAAAAGGAAAUAAUUUGUAAAUGACUAAAAUUGUGAUAAAUUUUAAAACAUUAAAAUUGUUACUCAAUCAAAAGAAAACUCAUCAAACAAGUCUAAGCAAAAUGUUGUACGGUUUUGAACUUUUAAACGAUUUUAAUUAUACUAUACUAUUAUAAACACAAUGGGAAAGUUUACGUUUUUAAAAUCAGCCAACUAUAUUUUCUAGAACAAAAUAGUAGUUUAUGCGACUCCAGAAAUCAAUAUAUCUUUAUUCAAAUUGGAUGAGUAGUACAACUCCUUUGAAUCGGCUAUUUUUUUUAAUUUACUAUACUACACUACUAAAAUUGGUUUACUCUCGUGUUUUAAAACCUAAAUGAUAUGCAUUUGUAUACACUACUUUAUCUUCACUCAUAGGAACAAUUAAAAUUAAACAAAGUAACAAAUAUGUGUUUUGCAAAACUUUUCUGAAAUCCCAAAAACAACACGAUCUGCAGAAAAUUGUAUGGGAAGCGCGAGAAAUUAAUUUCAAGUUUCGAAUGCGUGCGCCUAAUUUUUUACAUUCAGCUUAAUUUCGUAGCCUAAUUUAAUAAAUUAAAAGUGUACUAUAAUGAUUAAAAAGUCAUUUUACGACACAGCUAGCAGUACUGUGAUGAGUUUAAUUUUGAAUUUUAUGUAUGUGCGUUUAUAAAGUACGUCUUUAUAAAACCAUCUUUAAUUUCGUAAUUCGAAUAUUACGAUAUGAGUGUAGAUAAAAUAUUUUACAAAUUAAUAAAACAUGCAGUUUUUGUAAAUGAAUGCGUGUUGUUUAGACUUUUUUGAUGUGUGUACAUCGCAACAAUGAACAAACAAUUUGAUGCGCAUUCUGUGUCGAUAGCAAUACCUUUAUUAUAGUAGCGGUAAAAUGCGUUGUAAGUAAGUACAUAUUUUUAUUUAUUAUGUUUUCACACACACCAAGUAUUAAAAAACAAAUCUUUUUGAACGGGGUAUAUGAUUCUUGCGACCACGGAUCCUGCAAAAGAUCCGAAACGUCAAUUGAUCUGGCUUUACACCCGUACAAAUAGUUUAAUUUGUUUUAUUACAUGACGUCCAUUUAGAUUUAUCUGAAAUUUAUACCUAAUACUAAUAACAUGUAGAUGCUAAAGAGUCUUCUGUAGGAAAGUGCAAAAAGGUAUAGAGCUGUUUUCCUAUAUAUUUUAUACUUUGUGUCAAUAAUAAUAAGUACAAUUAUUCAAUAUCAGAAAUAUCGGUGCUUUAAUCUUGUAACUUCUGACAGAUCACCUACAUGAAGUGUGUUAGAAGCAAUAUUUUUUAUAUCAUCAGUAGCUUAUCAAAGUUGUAGAAAUUCAUUGUGUGGUUUCGUUUCAUCAUUUCUUUUUCGUGCCCCUGUGACGUGCUUCGGAUAACGGUAGCAAGGUGUUAUAUAUUAACAAUAAAUUAAAAAGAACUAAGUUGUAGAGAUACUAAUGUAAUAAAAAUGGAAUACUUUUGUAAUAAAAGUAUUCCAUUUUUUAUUACAUAAUUUAUUAAGACAUAUUUUUGAGUGUUAGCUUGUCAUUACUUGACAACUUGACUUUGAAGACUUGAAUGGCACAGUACAAAUUUUUUCAUAAUAUCAAAUAAGCAAUAAUUAUGCUUUAUGAACCUAAAGAAUUAACAAAAUAUAGUAAAGUUCGUCGAGAAAGUAGUGAUUUAUAGUAAAUUUAGACAUGGGUAUUCCUAGACCACCAACUGGGUUAAUCUAUACCUGGGGCCGUAUGACGCCAGACGAUUCCUAUUGUAAGAAGCAUCCCGAUUCGACCUCUGUUUUUAUCUGGCGAAAAGUGUUUAAAAAAGCUUCUCUUGCCUGACCAGACAAAACAGAGUUAGAUAUCUACUUUGUAAAUAUACUUACGUAGAAAACUAAGCUUGAUUUAAUAUUCACCUAAAAUACUAUUAUUUUUUUAUCAAGGAACUGAAGAUUUAUUUAUUUAUUUUGGUUACAUGGAAGACCAACAGCUUAUCUUAAUAUACUAGAAAUGAAUAGUAGCGACAAAGAGCCAAUUACAGGUCCUCACAUCUAGACAUAACUUAAAAGUAUAAAGAAACUAUUUGCACUGUCCAAUGUAAAAAAAAAAAGAAAAAAAUCUCUUAAUUAUAGUUUUAUAAAUGAGGUUCUUAUGAUAAAUAACAGAAUAACAAAUUACGCACAUGUUAAUUACUAACACUUGCCUAUGAAUUUAAAGUCUUAUUAAAUUGUUCUUCGGUGCUCUGUGACGGUUACUUGUAGUUUUUAUUUUGGGUGAAUAAAGAAUCACAUUAUAUGACUUAGCUAUGUAAAUACUAUGUAAUUUAUAUUGCACGUGAUCACAGUUGAGUUGUCAAGCUAUACCUUAUGUUAUUAUGUUCUUAUUUAUUUUAUAACAGUAUCCAACUUCUACCACGUAACCUCAUUGACAUAAACUUAAUUUAGAUAUAGUAUUUAUUGAUAAAAAUAGCCGAGUACCUGCAAGACAUCAUAAUAUUCAUAUAUUUGAAUUUUAGCUAGUUACCGGCUAUGAAAAGGGCAAUAAGAAUGUGUUUGAAAUAACAAAAAAUAAUAACAAAAUGUAAAUUAUAAUAUUAAUACAGUUAGGUGGUAGAACCCCAGUUGUGUCUCUUUCAUUUGUAACGUUAAGUAAUAUCCUAUUUUAAAAGACAAAGUCUUUAGGCGUCGCUUUGUAAAACUAGUCCUAAGCUAACGGCGAAUAAAGUUGUUUCAAUUUGUAUAAUCACUCAUUUAUUUGGUACAGCCAGAUCCUUUAUUUCCGAUUCCUCCCUGAUAGGUAUUCCAACCCCCGUAGUAUGAGCAUAGCGAUAUGAUAUAAAGCUUGUUUUUAUAGCACGCUUAAUUGUUAAAUUACUAUGGAGAUUGACAUUUAGACGUGAUAAAAACAUUUUAAAAUGUGUAUUCUUAAUGUGUGUUAAUGCUACGGUGACUGAUAGGCAAGACAAAUAACCAUAGAGCAACGCGGCCAGGAGGGGAGUAGGCGUUCACAGCCUUCCCCUCUUUCGGGUUGGGCAUACAAACGAUUUGAAAAUAUAUUAUGU